Paraphaeosphaeria sporulosa is the source of this 1422-nucleotide messenger RNA. RefSeq lists its product as uncharacterized. The record is from RefSeq and is a predicted model, not a curated record. NCBI's taxonomy places the organism in Eukaryota, Fungi, Ascomycota, Dothideomycetes, Pleosporales, Didymosphaeriaceae. The coding region runs from base 1 to 1422 and encodes 473 amino acids. The transcript has a single exon.
AUGUCGUUCGUCUCAUCUCGCACCACGUCACCCUGGGCAGAAGAUACCUUGUGGAGCUUUUCUUCUUCUUAUAGUACUUCGGCUACUGCUUCGAGAACACCGGAACCUGGCUACCGUGUACUUUGGGACUCGUUGACUGGCUGGGGUGUGCCGCACGACUCGAGUACGGCGUCACCCCGUGUCACGCCGACGAUUUCUGCGGGUGUUUCGUCGAGGAAGAGCGCGUCGUCUGUUCUGUCAAGCGCCUCGCCUGCGGCAUCCCCAAACACUCCGACCGCAACCUCUGCAAGUACAUCCAUGCCAAUCGAAGUCCACAACAUCACCGUGACCCGCAUAAAGGCGACGAUGAGCUGGCCCUCGUUCAAUCUGUGCCUAUGGCCCGGCGUCCACACUGCUCUCGCCAGCACCACGCCCAGCCUCUGGGCAUGCCUCGUCCUCUCCGUGCCCCUCGUACUCUACGUCGCGUGGCUCGUGACCCACAGCCGUACCUUCACCGCGUACUUGGAGGCGCGCACUAAGCAUGCAAGCGCCCGCCAGACGUUCCGGAGCCUCUGGAACACGCGCGACCACUGGGUCUUGUCCUCACUCAUCUCCCUGUGGCUUCGCGACUGCAUCCCCGGCGAUGGCAUGUGGAGGGGUCGCAACGCGCGCUCGUUGCGCGACAAGGAGGACAAGUCUGCGCUGCAGAAGCUCGUGCGCAUGGGCAUCUUUCCUCUGUUCAUCCAGGACGGAGGGCUCCGGACGACGGAGGUGAGGAAAGGAGGACUGGGUCCGUGGGGAUGGUGGACAUGUCGGCUUUGGAAGCAGAGCAAGAAGUGCGGUGUUUUUGAGUUUGUGGUACCGCGCGCGCGGGGGUGGAUGAUUCAAGAGGAAGCUGUCACGGAUGCAAAGGAGAAGGCGAGGAGGAGGAUGGACGACAAUUACAUCCAGUUCGUCUACCAUUUAUGCCGUAGCAAGAACCUGAGACGCGCGGCGCGAUGGCGGGUCGCUGUGUCGGGGCAGGAAUGGGUAGGUGGUGAGGAUAGACCACUCGAGCUGACGGUGCAUUGGUCAAAGGCUGAGCCAGACCGCAGCGUGCCGUGGGAGAUGGGAGCAACAUCUUGUAUCAGAGCUUUUCUGCCUUUCAAGGGUGACCGAAUCCUGCGAAAAGGGGCAAGAAUUGAUCGAUUGUGGGGGACCGUCGCAGACUGGCUGAUGGGCACUAGGCUGCUGACAACAAUUCAUGUUCCUGUUGUGCGGAUCGAGGCGCCUGAUUCUCAGUACAUCGAAUUGGACAAGGAGAUCCUUCUCAUUGCGCAAGAGUCUGGGCUGGACGAAGACUGGGACGAAACGUUGGCCAAUUUCGAGCUACGGAAAGCUUAUCGUCGGGCCGAACUGGAUCCUGCGGACAUCCUUCCUGCUGAUUUCCUCACGAUCGAUUGA